CUGAUUCUGCAUGGGAACAAUCUAACUUUAAUUUUUUUCAAGUAUCAAUUAAAACUUUAAAUAAUCGUUUAAGAUCAUAUAAUACCAUUGCACCUUAUUCUGUCAGAAGAAUAUAUCUAACUGUCGAAGGCGAACUGAACAAAAUGUAUCAUGAUAUGAAAAAUAUCAAUAGUAAUAGUGACGACAACGACGAAGAUGAUGGUAAAAUAAAGGUUGGUGGAUUAAUAUUUAAUAAGAAAGAAUUAUUUGGUGAUGAUGAUGAUGAACAAUUUACAGGAAAAUGUGGUAUGAAUAUAUUGAUAUUUGAAGGCAUUGCGUGUGGAAUAUGUAACGAAAGUCUAGGAAUUAAUCUUAUUUAUAAAUGUGAAGGUUGUUCUAUGAUGAUUCAUGAAGAAUGUCUUUCAGAUAUUGUAUAUCCAUGUGUUCCAGCUUGUUUUAAUGAAGCUAAAGUUCAAGAUGCUUUUCUACGAGUUUUUUCCUCCUUUUUACAAAAUUAUCGUUCAUUUAUGCUAAAUAACAAUGAUAACAAUAAUUAUGGUACAACAGAUAAUUAUUCAAGAUCAGGAGAAAGUAAUGAGUUUUUAGAUGAUAGUGAAAUUUUCAACAAAGACUUAUUUCUUAAAUCUGUUGAUAGAGAAUCAAAACUAGUUUCUACUUGCGCACUCCAUGAAGGCUAUGUCAGUGGCAGGGGAACGAAAAUAGAGUUGAUAUUGUGCUGUGAUAUAAUUGAGACCAAAAAUUUUCAACUUGUAACUUUUUCAUUGGAAAGAGUUGGAGGUGGCGAAGAAGGAGCAUGUCAAUUUGGGGCAAAGUUAGAAGGAUCAAAAGACGAUGUGUGGGAAAUGAUAAAGAUUCUUGAAAAUAACAGGAAAGAAAACGAUGGGUUAAAGAAUGAUCCAACCGGCAUAUUUUUAAAGUGUUAUGCAUUUGGACGUAUAAUUUAUGAUCCAAGCAAUAUACUUCCAACAUUUCAAAAUUUAGCCAAAAAGCGUUGGGAAGCAGGACCACCAGCACUAGAGGAUAAAGAUAGAUGGAGACCAAGGUAUGAAAUAGCAGAUUUAUUAAGAGAUUUAGAGGACAUAGACUAUGUACAAAAUGAAGCAACGGCGCAUUUUUUACUGGUUAAACUCGUUGAAAGAUUAGUGAGGAUACAAGAAAGGUUAUGGAACAGAUGGCCAGAAAAAUUAAAAAGAUGUGUUGAAGGAUGGGAAACUUGGGAUGAUAGUGGUGGUAAACUUGCAAAAAAAGUAUUAAAUUCAAAUGUCAAAUGGAAUGAAAGAUUGAUGUGUGCAAAAGAUUUGGCAAAAUAUGUUUUAGGUCCAAUUGGAGGAAUUAUGCCUACAGAAUGGAAUAUGGAAUGGGAGGAAUUACAAGAAUCAUAUAAUCCUUUUACAAUACCAAAUAUAAUACCGAAAUUAGAGAUGUGGGCAUAA
This is a messenger RNA of Entrophospora sp. SA101, 1433 nucleotides long. The record is from the annotation of a GenBank genome assembly. NCBI's taxonomy places the organism in Eukaryota, Fungi, Glomeromycota, Glomeromycetes, Entrophosporales, Entrophosporaceae.